ACACACAUGUCUAAUCUCGACGAUCGGGGAUCUGGAAUUGCGUCGUCUUCUUCGUCUUCUUUAUUACUCAGCACGCUUCGUUUCAAGCUCUACAUCGCUACCAUCGCCCCCGAGGGGUUAGCGCACACACAGACACACACUUUGCACAAUUUGUUUUCCGUCAGCAGGCCAGUGGCAGCGAUCGUCGCGAGAGCCAAGCAGGAGGGAGCGCCUCAGAGCUCAUCGGACAACACCGGAGAGUUGCGCACCUUCGGCUGUGAAUCGAGUCCGUUUCGAUCAGUUCGGUUUCGCUUGAGGCCGCCGGCGACAUGGCGUUGCAGGUCGGGGCCAGCCUGCACCCUUCGCCUUGGAAUCUCCGCCUCCGUCAUCAACCGCAGCCGCCGCCGCAGCAGCAGCAAGGCCCUGUGAGCUCCAGGGUUGUUGUUGUGUCUCAAGCUCGCCUGAAUGGAGCCGUGGAUCGGAGUGCGUUGAAAUGCCCCGUGUCAAGGAGCUCCUUGUUUGGGCUCGAUGGGGGGAAGAGUGGGAGAUCGCAGUUUCCCGUGUUUUAUGUGAAGGAUGGGGUGUCGAGGAGCGAGGUCGGGGAGAGGGCACUGCUACAGGGGUUGGGGAGGAACGUGUUGAAGGUUAAGAAGGUGGGUUCGGCGAGAGCGAGUGCAAAUGUGACUGCUUCCACCGAUGGUAAGGUCCCAGCCCCGGCGAAGAAAGCGUGGGAGGGAGUGCAGCCCAUACCGUUCGUGUUGUCAGUUGGGGUAGGGCUUGCGUUGCGGUAUCUUGUGAAGAAGCCCGAGGCAGUGACAAUGCAAGCGUGGCAGCUGCUAUCGAUCUUCGCUUCAACGAUCGCGGGGCUGGUGUUGUCUCCUCUCCCAGUGGGAGCAUGGGCGUUUCUGGGAUUGACAGUGGCGGUGGUGACAAAAACCCUGACAUUCGCUGCCGCAUUUGGUGCAUUCACGAACGACGUCAUCUGGCUCAUUGUGAUUUCGUUUUUUUUCGCGAGAGGGUUUGUGAAGACGGGCCUUGGUGACCGCGUUGCGACCUACUUUGUGAAGUGGUUGGGGAAGAGCACCCUGGGCCUGUCUUAUGGGCUUACACUGAGUGAGACUCUGCUGGCACCCGCCAUGCCCAGCACCACGGCUCGAGCAGGAGGGGUAUUCUUGCCAAUUAUUGGAUCGCUAUCGCUCUCCUCGGGCAGUAAGCCUAAAGAUGCUUCUUCUAGCAAGUUGGGAGCAUACCUUGUGAUGACGCAGUUUCAGGCAGCUGGAAACUCGAGUGCCUUGUUUUUGACCGCUGCGGCUCAGAACCUUCUCUGCUUGAAACUGGCGCAAGGGCUUGGAGUGGUGAUUGCAAACCCAUGGGUAUCAUGGUUGAAAGCGGCGAUUGUUCCAGCAUUUAUAGCUCUUGUUACUACCCCACUUAUCCUUUACAAGCUCUACCCCCCAGAAAUCAAGGAUACUCCAGAGGCUCCUACUGCUGCUGAAAAGAAACUGAAAGCAUUGGGACCUAUCACUCAGAAUGAAUGGUCUAUGGUGGCAACGAUGCUGCUCGCUGUCACUCUUUGGGUCUUUGGGGAGACACUCGGUAUUGCUAGUGUGGUUGCCGCCAUGUUGGGGCUCUGCAUCCUCCUAUUGACUGGAGUUUUGAACUGGGAUGACUGCCUCAGCGAGAAGUCUGCCUGGGAUACAUUGACGUGGUUUGCGGUUCUUGUUGGAAUGGCCGGGAACUUAUCCAACCUAGGUCUUGUCAAAUGGAUGUCUGAUUCCGUUGCUGGUGCUCUGGCCUCUUACUCCCUGAGCUGGCCAGCAGCUUUCGGGGUACUCCAAGCCACAUAUUUUCUCUCUCACUAUCUAUUUGCCAGCCAAACUGGACACGUAGGUGCUCUCUACUCGGCUUUCCUUGCAAUGCAUAUCGCCUCAGGAGUUCCCUCGUCUUUGGCUGCCUUAGCACUUGCUUUCAACACCAACCUUUUUGGAGGCCUUACACAUUAUAGCAGUGGCCAAGCUGCAGUGUACUUUGGCUCUGGUUUUGUGGAGCUGAAGGAUGUCUUCAAGUAUGGAGCAAUUAUGGCUGUGUGGAACAUCUUGGUUUGGUCUGUGGCUGGAUCUUUGUGGUGGAAGGCUAUCGGCUUAUAUUAGAUCAUUCAAUCUAUUGUUUUCUGACUGACGCCACUACACGUGAUCGAGUCUUCGAUGGCAAUCACAUUCUUGCUAACUAAUGCGACUAUAGUUGACCACUUGUGUCAACUAUGUAUACUAAGAGCUCCAUAAAUUUUUGUAGAAAUGAACUUAUUUUUGACCAGAAGCAGCAUUAAAGAGCAUGACCUAAUUGAGAGGUGAGUUGAGUGUGUAGAAUUUCCAUUUUAGGCAUCAUUUCACGUUGGUCUGAACUCUGAUUUGGGAGUGUGUUAGAAAGUGGUUGCAGCUGUGGUUAUAUGACAGAGGUCACUUUUUAUUGUUUGGACUCAAUGAGGUGCUGCUCUGCAUCAAGGAUGUAGCAUUAUAAAAACGGCACGACCAUUUUGUACACAAGUUUGGUUGACAAUGCCUUUUUGGA
This is a messenger RNA of Physcomitrium patens, 2547 nucleotides long. RefSeq names its product dicarboxylate transporter 2.1, chloroplastic. Gene Ontology annotation, molecular function: transmembrane transporter activity. Lineage: Eukaryota; Viridiplantae; Streptophyta; Bryopsida; Funariales; Funariaceae. Gene Ontology annotation, biological process: transmembrane transport. The record is from RefSeq and is a predicted model, not a curated record. Gene Ontology annotation, cellular component: membrane.